AUUUUACAAAGCACGUUUUUUCAUAGCUGCUUUUCGUUUAAUUAGGUUAAAUAAUGUGUAGACAUUGACUCACUGUGUGAAGAUGAACUUUUUACUGUCAUUCAGAGUACAGAGAAUAGCUCAGCAGCUCAGGAGAGUACCAGAAUGUGUGUCCAGGGCAUUAGUUUCUACCCCAGAUCCCCCAGAGGAGAGGGAGUUGAGUGCAAGUGUCAGUGAGCAUAUAAAGAAGCAAGUUCUACAUGCAGGUCUGCACUACUUGUCUGAUGUAGAGACACUGAAACAGAAUAUGAACAACAGAAAGUUUGAUGUUGACUUAGAGAAACUAAUUGCACUUCAUGAUCUGUACAAGAUGCUUGUACACCGUCUGAAGGAAUCUCGUCACAAGAGAAAUACUGCAAGCAAGCAGUAUGUACAGCUCAAGAGUCCAGAGGAGAAAGCUGGAGUUGUCGGAUUGGGCUCACAGCUGAAACAGAAUAUCAGUUACCUCGAGAAUGAGAAGAAUACCCUUGAGAAUGACAUGCUCUCUCUCUUGUCUCUAAUCCCCAACUACUGCCACCCGGACACACCUGUUGGAGAGUACGAAGAUUCCAGAGUGUUGGAGCAUUGUGGAGAAAUGCCUGAGUUCAGUUUCGAUGUGAAAGGUCACAUUCAUCUCGGAAAAAACCUGGGAUUGUUUGACUUCCAAGCUGCAGCUGAGGCAUCCGGCAGUAGCUUCUACUACCUAGAGGGAGGUGCUGCACUACUGGAGAUUGCUCUCAUUCAGUUUGCCAUGCAAAAAGCCGUUGCCAAGGGCUAUCGACCUAUGAUUACACCGGAUGUGAUCAAGACAGACUUGGUUGAGGGGUGUGGUUUUAAUCCAAGGGGUGCUCACUCUCAGGUGUAUCAUGUGAGCUCUCACCAUAAUGGUGGCUCCACCCAGUGUCUCUCGGGGACUGCAGAGAUACCACUGGCAGGGAAGUAUAUGAAGAGUGUUCUUCCAUUGGACCAGCUACCUAUCAGACUGGUGGCCUUUGGGAGAUGCUUCAGAGCAGAGACAGGGGGCAAAGGUCACGGAUCCCGGGGCCUCUACAGAGUACACCAGUUUAGCAAGGUGGAGUUGUUUGGUCUCACGGCUCAGGAGGAGGGCUCUGAGAGUCAGCAGCUGCUGGAGGAGUUCCUCUCGCUUCAGAAGGACAUACUAUCUAGCUUGGGCCUGCAUUACAGAGUGCUCGAGAUGGCCACGGCUGAAUUGGGUGGGCCAGCCUAUCGCAAGUAUGAUAUAGAGGUCUGGAUGCCGGGACGUGGGGAGUACGGGGAGGUCACCAGCGCCUCAAAUUGUACCGACUAUCAGAGCAGGCGGCUUCUCACCUCCUAUCCUAACCCGGACAAACUCAGAGUACCGAAGAGGAAGUACGCACACACAGUGAACGGCACAGCCUGUGCUGUCCCAAGAACUAUAAUCGCCCUCUUAGAGAACUACCAGCAGGAGGAUGGGAGUGUGGUUCUGCCGGAAGUACUGAGACCAUUCCUACCCAAACACUAUUGGCAUCUAAAGCCGAAUGUUGGCUAAUACUUAUACACUGGACAUGUAACUAUAAUUUUAGUGUCAUAAUCAGUGUGGAUUAUAACGGUCGGCAUUCGGCUAUUUACCGAUCCAAGAACCUGAAUAACCGGUCAGUUUAGCUCUGGGCUGCCACAAUGACCUGCCAGUACUCGAGAUCUAGUUGCGCAUGCGCCCUAUGCAUGCUGAUUCAGCAAGCUAAUUAGUUGCUAUUGGAUGCUGAUUCAGCAAGCUAAAUAGCCACGUGCAGAUUAAGAAUAGUUUUUGUUGAUUGUAAAGUAGCUAGCUAUGCCCUCUAACCGUCACUCUUCUCAGCAUUUACCUGUCAAACAGCCUAAGAGACAAGUUUAUGUAGGAAGAGGCAAGUCCAUUGAACUGGAGAAAGAUCACCAAACACUAUACCAUGACUGUGUUGUGAAUCUGAGCAAAAGAAGCACAUCUAAACCAGUCCUGAUGAAGAUGAGUCAACCAUUUCACUGGCUGAAUACUUAUAGGAUGGUUCAAUGACUAAACUUUCACUUGUGCAUAUUAAUAAUUAGACUGUCAUAAUUAUAUCAUAAUUAUUUAUCAGAAUGAA
Molecule: messenger RNA, 2117 nt
Organism: Halichondria panicea
Lineage: Eukaryota; Metazoa; Porifera; Demospongiae; Suberitida; Halichondriidae
Exons: 15
Coding region: 83-1549 (488 amino acids)
Biological process (GO): mitochondrial seryl-tRNA aminoacylation
Cellular component (GO): mitochondrion
Molecular function (GO): tRNA binding; ATP binding; serine-tRNA ligase activity
Source: RefSeq, a predicted model, not a curated record